Messenger RNA from Drosophila miranda, 2104 nucleotides. It is a transcript of the gene eIF5, whose product is annotated as eukaryotic translation initiation factor 5. Gene Ontology annotation, molecular function: translation initiation factor activity; GDP-dissociation inhibitor activity; eukaryotic initiation factor eIF2 binding. Bases 462 to 1880 code for a protein of 472 amino acids. Gene Ontology annotation, biological process: formation of translation preinitiation complex; translational initiation; formation of cytoplasmic translation initiation complex. The transcript is spliced from 3 exons. The record is from RefSeq and is a predicted model, not a curated record. NCBI's taxonomy places the organism in Eukaryota, Metazoa, Arthropoda, Insecta, Diptera, Drosophilidae. Gene Ontology annotation, cellular component: cytosol.
AGUAUAUAUAUUAAUCUGAAAAAAAUCAGUUAAUACUGAAAUAACGUAUAAUAAAAAUAAAAUAUACACAUCCCAAAAUCAUUGCUGGUGCGAAAAAGCUGAUUCGUAAUCUCCAAUUCAAAAUCAAGUGAAGACUAAGCUCUCUAGGACUUUAUGUUCCAUUCCGAGUCGUUAAAAAUCAAAAGACAGAAAAGCGCCACAAGAAACGGUACAGAAAGCCAAACUGUUCAGAGACUAUAACGAUCUCAACUCAGUCCCAGUUAAGUAUUUACGUGCACGGCCACGUAAAUAAAACAAAGAAAUGAGAAUUUUAUAAUCGGAACGAAAAGCAAAGAAAUCACCAUACAGCCAAAGAAAAAGCCAACAAAUUGCCUUGACGGUCCUCCUACAACACAAGCAAUUACAAUAAGCUUUUAAAAACGGUCAUUAGCCUUUACAUAUUUUUUCCGAAAAGUUCCAAAAUGGCCACCGUCAACGUUAACCGUAGUGUGACAGAUAUCUUUUAUCGAUAUAAAAUGCCGCGUCUUCAAGCAAAGGUAGAAGGUAAAGGCAACGGCAUCAAGACAGUUUUGGUUAAUAUGGCUGAAGUUGCACGCGCUAUUGGUCGUCCGGCCACCUAUCCGACAAAGUACUUUGGCUGUGAGCUGGGCGCUCAAACACUUUUCGAUCAUAAGAAUGAACGGUUUAUUGUUAAUGGAUCGCAUGACGUCAACAAGCUUCAGGAUUUGUUGGAUGGCUUCAUUCGAAAGUUUGUUUUGUGCCCUGAAUGCGAUAACCCAGAGACUAAUCUGACCGUAUCAGCAAGGAACCAGACAAUCUCGCAGUCCUGCAAGGCAUGCGGCUUCCAUGGUCUGCUUAAGGUGAACCACAAAGUGAACACAUUCAUUGUGAAAAAUCCACCAUCACUUAACCCAGCCGCUCAAGGUUCCUCGCUCACUGAAGGGAAACGCUCGAAAAAGCAGAAACAGAAGAACGAAAACUCUGAUGGCUCCAUGUGUAACAACUCAAUAGCCAACAACUCUGGCGGAGAGUCGGACGGCGGCAAUGGCCCCAAUCAGGCCAGCCAAACGGAGGCUGAAAUAAGCGCGGCCAUUCCGGAGAAAAAUAUAGGUGAAGACGAUGAUGAUGGCUGGAGCGUCGACGUGUCUAAGGAGGCCAUACGCGCGCGCUUACAAGAUCUAACCGAUGGUGCUAAGGGCAUGACAAUUUCGGAGGACUACGACAAGACAGAAAAGGAACGCAUUGAUAUCUUUUAUGAAUUGGUGAAAAACAAGCGUGACAAAAGAGAGCUGGAGGAUGUUUCUGUACACAAGGAGCUGCUGAUCGAAGCCGAACGAUUGGACAUAGUUAACAAAUCCCCGCUGGUUCUCGCUGAGCUUUUGUUCACUGAGAACAUUAUUAAUGACGUUCGCAAAAACCGCAUCUUGUUACUUCGCUUUACUCAUAAUAAUCCAAAAGCACAGCGCUAUUUAAUUGGCGGCAUCGAGCAAACUGUCGAGCUACAUACGAACACGCUAAUGAGCAAGGUCGCCGGGAUCUUCAAAAUCUUUUACGAUUUGGACAUACUCGAUGAAAAAGUGAUUCUGGACUGGGCACAGAAAGUGAGCAAACGACAUGUUUCCAAGAAAAUUGCCACCGAGAUACAUGAGAAGGUAAAGCCGUUUGUACAGUGGCUCAAAGAUGCCGAAGAAGAAGAUUCCUCCUCUGGAGAUAAUGAUGAUGCUGCUGGCGAUUCUGAUGUGGAGAUUGAGUACGAUGAUCGGGCUCGCAUUGAACCAUUAAAGGUUGCCGUAUCCUUGGAACGUGGGCUUGGCGUUGCCGUUAGUAAGAAAGUCCAGGAGGAUGAGGAAGGAGAUGAAAUUGAUAUAGACGACAUAUAGACAACCACAAAACAUCACCUGCAAUGUUUUUUUAAAAUGGAAUCGCAAAUGUUCUAAACUUUGAAGUAAUACGAUGUUGCUUUCCUUUGAUUUACAGCUUUGCUAAAUUUCGAUUGUAAGCAUUGCAUAAAUUAACCAGCUAUAAAAAAAUAAGUUAAUUGAACUUAAUUACAUCUGCAUAUAUACACAAAAUAAAAAAUUCAACAGAAUGUAAUAGAAACCAA